Messenger RNA from Rubroshorea leprosula, 2628 nucleotides. The record is from the annotation of a GenBank genome assembly. NCBI's taxonomy places the organism in Eukaryota, Viridiplantae, Streptophyta, Magnoliopsida, Malvales, Dipterocarpaceae.
AUAAAAAGCCAACAAUAAUCAUCACCAGUCAGAUACUUGAUUAAUCAAAUCACAGAGUAGACUCCCUCUCCGUAAGAAACACCAAACCCCAACCCAAUAAACCAACCGUUUGCCUUUUCGCUCUUUCUUCUUCCCUCCCUUCCUUCACUCUCCGAUCUACUUCAACCACUCAUCCACCACCGGAAUAUCUUUACGCGCCGCUUAUUUGACUCUACGCGCCACUGGAUUGUUAUGGUUGUGAACGGGCGACCGAUGAAGAGGAUGAAGAGUAGAGUGACGGCGGAUCUCUACGACUUCCUCACCUUUCCUUCUUCCGCUCCUGGAUCUGGCUUUCUGUUGCCGUUCCGUGCCAACAUCAAGGCUUUUCUCGCGAGGCACGCGCUGGUGCCGCCUCCGUCGUCCCUGUUCCCUUAUCUGAUGACGUGGCAGAUACUAUUCAGGGUCGGUGACGUGGUAACGACGGAUGCCUCCCCUGAUUCCUUCCCCACCACCGUGUGCCUCGACGUGGUGGAGGAAGACGUGGCGAGAUCUAGAUCCGUCUACUGCGAUCAGUGCCGAGUCGUUGGUUGGAGUGGCAAUCCAGUAUGCUCCAAGCGUUACCAUUUUAUCAUUAAAGCUGAUGGUAAUUCCAUUGGUGGGUGCCACAAACCAUGCCCUCGUUGUGGAGAUAUGCAGCAUUGGUUGGAAUUAAGAUGCAAGACAUGCUACCAUGUGACACCUGCAGAUGAUGUAGAGGACUGGGUAUAUCACCAGUUGGAGGACACCACUCAUCUUUUACAUGGUGUUGUCCAUUCAAACGGUUAUGGCCACCUUCUCAGGGUUAAUGGGAUAGAAGGAGGUUCAAGGGUCCUUUCUGGAUGCCAUAUCAUGAGCUUCUGGGAUCGGCUGUGUAAAGCUCUUAAUGUCAGGAAGAUUAGUGUAAUGGAUGUGUCAAAAAAGUAUGGAUUAGAGUACCGGCUACUCCAUGCUAUCACCAAAGGUCACUCAUGGUAUGGUGAUUGGGGUUAUGAAUUUGGUGCUGGCAGCUUUGCCCUCACACUUGAUGCCUAUAAAUCAGCCAUUGAAACUCUCUCAAACCUCAUGUUGUCCAACAUUCUUUGUGAAGGAUGGAAACCUCACACACGCAUGCAGGAUUUAAUCUUGUUUUACCAGUCUUUAUCAGAGAUUAAGCUUGUAACCAUCAGGGACCUUCUUUGUUUUUUGAUGAGGUUGAUCCACGAUGCUCGCAAGUCUCGCCCUUUGGUAGAUAAUGUCCCAUAUAAGAAGCCUCGUACUUGUGCAUCUGGCGACAUUCACUCUUGGACUAGAGCUGAUGUUGAACGUGUGGAAGAAGCCAUGGUUAGAGUGCUUAGGGCUGUGUCUGGAUCUAAGUGGGUACCUGCCCGUUCUCUUAGAGGAGCUGUGUGUAGAGGUGCUCCUCCAGAGCUUCUUGAUCAUUGCCUCAAGGAACUCGGUGGAAAACUGGCAGCAGAAGGAUUGGUAGUUAGUACCAGAUGUGAUCCUCUUUCAGGUGCUUUUGAGUACAGAAUUGAACCUCAAAAUGUUUGUGCAACCACCACUUAUGAUGAAUCUUCUCUUGCUAAUGCUAAGUGUCCAUCUGAGGAAGUUUUCAUGCGGGACCUUAAAUUUCUAUAUGAAUCUUUGCUCCAUCCUCAAACCAUGCUGAGUUAUGGAUCUGAAGGGAUGAGCAAUGCUGUUGUCAGUUCAGCUGAGAAGCUUCUUGACUGUAAGCAAUUUGUAAAAGAUUAUGAGCCUGGGAAGUUGUCAGGUGGGAGCCCAUAUCCUGCUUGGAGCCUCUUAUGCCAACUGGAGCUUGUUGGUCAAUGUGAAGAAAAUGUCCCAGAUCCUCCUCCAGAACUACUUGUCUUACCCUUGGAUGCUACUGUUUCUGAGCUCAAGCUUGAAGUGGCACGGAUCUUUCAAGAUUUGUAUUUGGCAUUCAGAAAAAUUCAAGUUGAGGAGUUGGUUGGCUAUAGUGGUGUAGAUGAUUCCACCUGGGCCAAGCUCUUGUUAGGGUCUAUUGGAACAAUGCGAGUUCGUGGGAGAUGCCUUGGGAAAAAUGUGAACAGCAAGUUUAGAAUGGAGAGAGGGAUUGAGAGGUGGAUUGUGGACUGCAGUUGUGGAGCUAAGGAUGAUGAUGGAGAGAGGAUGCUAGCUUGCGAUGUUUGUGGUGUAUGGAAGCAUACCAGGUGUUCUGGCAUUCAUGACUGGGAUGCAGUGCCAGCAAGGUUUGUUUGCCACAGAUGCAGAGGCCCUACUCAAAUGACUCAGUCUAGCAAGCAAUGCAAGGAUGAGACUGUUUCUCCUGUGAGUGGUAACAGUGACUUUGGGAAGAGUUUGGCAACUCCUCUGUGAUAUUUGAUGAAAUCUGGUGUGUGGCCUUUGUAUGUCGGUCUUUCUUGGUUUUCACAGGGGAGAUAUCCUCAAGUGCAUAGAUGAGAUACGAUUGUAUAUAAUGUAACAGGCCUUGGUGCAUCAGGGCAGUUGUUUCUCUCUUUCCUGGUCCCUGUUCUGUUUUUAUUGUACAUAGUAUUGACCAUUAACUCAAGUCGAAUAAAAUUUUACCUCACGAAGUGGAAAAUGAGGUCAAUGAAGCCUUGGUUGGCCCAAUAAGGUAGAGGUCUUAAG